GCUUCUCUGUGGGAUCACGGCGGUGAUGCUGGAGAACUACGAAGAGGCCGAGGUCUUCUUCGAGCAAGCCACGUGUCUGGAGCCCUCCAGUGUUCUGGCUUGGACUAUCUUAGGACUGUUCUAUGAUAUGCAGGAGAACGAGAUUAGGGUCGAGAUGGCAUUUCAGGAGGCUACCAAACACCAAAAAGCUCGCCUGGCCAAGGAGAAGCCCCCACCCGAGUGCGCAGAUGGAGGAGGACGAAAGAUGAUCUCUGCCCCCAGUUCGAGAACUCAGUCUUUCAAUGUUUCCAUGGAGGAGCUAGUUUCUGAUGAAGUUCAAGACACCUCCAUGAAAACCCAGGCAGAGUCUCUUGAGCCAGCCUUGACUCUUAGUUUGCCGGAAGAGGAAACACUGCCUAUGCCAAUGUCUAAGGCAUCCAAGAGGCUGUCAACCAUUUCCAGCAAAAUGAAGGUGGCCGUUCAGAAAGAAGCCACCAAGCCUCUUGCAGUUGUGUUUGAAACCGAGCCUUCCCGAGCCCCUCCCUCGCAGGCCCCCACCACCAUCUUCAUGGAGACCAUCAGCUUCUUAAUGGACGUCAAUGCCCUUCAGUUCGUGCACAGGGCCUUGGCGCACGAACUGGUCUGCCCUCAAGGAGGCCCCAGCUGUGAAUAUUACCUGGUGCUGGCCCAGAGCUAUUUGUUGCGGAAGGAUUACAGCAAGACGGACAAAUACCUCGAAAUGGCGAUCCAGAUUGAUUACCUGAAUCCUAAUGUUUGGGCUCAGAAAGGCCACCUGUGUUACCUGACAGGCCACUUCGGGGAAGCCAAAGCCUGCUACGAGCGAACAGUCAGUUUCGUAACCGAUGCAAAAGAUAUGCAUUUUGUGUAUCUGCGAUUGGGCUCCAUCUACUUGGAAGAAAAGCAGUACGAGAAGGCAAAGAACACCUACCUGCUGGCCAGUAAGAAGUCACCGUCUUGUCUCACGUGGCUAGGCGUCGGCAUCGCCUGCUACAGGCUUAAAGAGAUGGCGGAGGCAGAAGAUGCUCUCUCUGAGGCCAACGCCCUCAACAACAAUAAUGCCGAAGUGUGGGCGUACCUGGCCCUCGUCUGCAUGCAGGGCGGACGUCAGCUGGAGGCAGAACAAUCUUACAAAUAUGCUGUCAAGCUGGAGCUUGCCAACAAGGAUCUACUCCAAGAGAUUAAAGAGGUACAGCAAGCGGUUGGCUUUGGUGAUCCAUCUUUCUGAGCCUCUCCUGGUUCGUGGCCAACCUCCUCUCUUUGAGCCCGAAGAUGAAGAAAAACAGCCUAGUAUUCCAGAGUAGGAAGACAUUCCUGGGUUAUGAGACUCUUGACCAAUCCGUUGUUUCCACUGGCUUGAAAUGCUGUUAUCUGUUACAUCCCAUCUUUCUUAUGUAAAGUUUACGGAACAUCUGUAUGGCAGAUCUUAUGGGAACAGGGGGGAGUAUCUCCAGAAAUACAGACCCCUUCUGUCUUAGGACAAUCCCAUGCUCCUGGGAAGGAUUUAGCUGCGAUCCUUGGGAGCCCCCGCUAAAACUGGCCUUCAGAAAUUGUAAGUACAGUAUUAGAACCACAUGCCCCAUCCUAGAAACUAGAGGCAAUCCGAUAUCAGCAUAAAUAGCAAUUAUUCGGUGCGUGUCCACCCUCUUGGGGGGCUGAGUGGGUGGGUGGAUGAGUACAGUUUCACAAGCCUUGUUUCCAUAAGUGGAGUUUUAAUUGUGCACUUUUAUU
Molecule: messenger RNA, 1728 nt
Organism: Pogona vitticeps (central bearded dragon)
Lineage: Eukaryota; Metazoa; Chordata; Lepidosauria; Squamata; Agamidae
Source: RefSeq, a predicted model, not a curated record